This is a messenger RNA of Cygnus olor (mute swan), 2790 nucleotides long. Its product is annotated as proline-rich protein 36-like. The record is from RefSeq and is a predicted model, not a curated record. The transcript is spliced from 5 exons. Bases 492 to 2204 code for a protein of 570 amino acids. Lineage: Eukaryota; Metazoa; Chordata; Aves; Anseriformes; Anatidae.
ACAGAGAGACGCCAAAGGAGCAAGAGGCGAAGGCCCGCUCCCAGCCCGACGAAGGGCUGCCAAGCGUGCAGAAGCGCCGCCAGGCGCGACCCAACCUGCCACAGGCAGGACCGCCGUGCAGCCAGAGCCCAUCCUCAUCCAUCCAUGGGGUCAGGCUGCCACUGCUCCCCUGCCCAGAGAGGUCGCAGGCCUCUAGGAACCAGAACACACAGACAGACAGGCCGGAGCUGAGGCAGGCACUGCCCCGCAGCAGUGCCACCAGUGAACGGAGAGAGCCUCUACCAGCCUUGCUGCCUCUGCCAAGGCAGGCAGUGACACUGACAGCCACACCCUGGCAUUCAGUGGGAGCUGCAAAUGUCCCCCGGCUGCCCGCUCUGCCAGCAGUAGGCUCCACCACUUCUGCGCCAUGCAGAGACCGCAUCGCGAGCACCAAGGCUGUCAGACUCCCCGAGGUCAUCCCACGUCCUCAAGGAAACCUGAGUAAACAGCAAAUGGCAGCAACUGCCGAAAGCUGGGGGACAGCCCUGCAAGUCCUCACAUCCAUUCUGGCACCUCUGCAGGCCAGACCCAAGCAAGACAAUGGGCUACCCCCGAGCCAUGCUGCAGCCAGGAGCCCAAGACUCAGGGUGCAGCUGAGGGUACUAAGGCACCAUGCCCCUCCCAGCAGUCUGGCAACACCAGCAAGGACAGCCCAGGUGCCGGCCACCAAGACUGAAAAGAUGCCGGCAGCACAGACAGAAACAGAUCAGCAUGCUCAAGAGGGCACAAGAGCUGCUGGUGGGACCUCCAAGCCAUGUUCCCUGGCAGCAGCACCGGGCCCAGCAGCACAGGCAGACAGCAUUGCCUGCCACCCUCAGGGCGAGACCCCGCACCCUGGGGACGUGGCACAGUAUCUGGCAGUCCUGGACAGUGAGCCAGAGCCUCUGGAGGAGCUGGAGAGCACCGCUGCAGGACCAUCAAGGGAGGAACAGAGGGACUUGACGCAGGAGGAGGAGCAAAGAGAUGCUGCUACCAAGGACCCAUCAGGAGGGAGGCAGCAGAAGGAAGCCACCUCGAACCUUCACCAGGACCCAGACGCAGCCCAGCAGCAGGGGCCUGGCUCACCCCACAACACUGGAAGAGAUUCUGCUGGAGAGGCAGUCAGCCACGCACAGAGCGCAUCUCUUGCCCUGUCAGGGCCAACCAAUGCUGAGCCAGCAGCUUCUGCACAGGCCGCAGGUCCUGUCAGUGAGGGGGACAAGGAGCCUCUGCGUGCAUCAGCACCCAGAGAUGCUAAUUCGCCUUCUCCCCUGCCUGCUGCUAUGCCUGACCCUUCCACAAACACCCAGGGAAGACCGUCGACAUUGCAAGACCGGGUCAAGAUCAACUGGGAUGUCUAUGGGCGCUCUUCCUUUUUGCCAGCAAUGCGGACCAUUCCUAGUGGGGAGAGGGAAGGCUGCCAGUUGUCCUGGUGGAAUGUGUCCUGGCCGAGCAGCGUGAGGGUUCCAAGACUGCGAAGGACCCGGGCAGCACAUGAUGGUGACACAGCUGCCGGCACUGCACCCAGCGCAUCGGGCAGCCAGGAGAUGGCAGUGAGGACCGCGGGCCAGCACCUUCCCUACCUUUGCACCGCAACGAGUAAGACCACUCUGCAGGAUGUUCAGGAAGAGUGGGAAGAGAGCCCCAAGAGAGAAGCUGUGGCAGAAGCAGACGACGUCCCGCCCAGCACAUCUCCUGCCCCAUCUGGUGAGGCAGCUGCCAGGCCUUCAGCUGCUCCUAUGGCAGCAGUUCCCAGGCCCGAGGAUCUCACCCCUGUCUGCAUGCCCGAAGAUGGAAAAUCUUCAGCUUCUCCCCUGGCUGCAGACCCUGUGGAGGAGGCCAGCACAGCACCUCUCACCCAAUCGGCAUGUGAGGAAGAAGAAGCAGCACCUUCUCCCCUGGCUGGGGGCCUUCCGCAAGAGGUUUCCUCCGAGCCCAGAGGCAGUGCACAGCGCUCCUCGCACUUCCAAGCAGUGCCAGAGGAAGGCCCAGGCACCACUGCCCUCCCGCACGUUGUGGCUCACUGGCGAUGGCCCAACCUCUUCAGAACAGCGCUUCAGGCUCUGCGCAGGGCUUUCUCCUGCAGCUGCAUCACAGGAGACCGAGAGCAGCGGCGUGAGGCUGCCAGAACCAGGCAACUCCCUAGAGAUGGCAGCUUCGGUCCCGAGGACGGGGCUUCUGAAUAAAAUCGUUCAGAACUCUUUCCUAGCUGAGGGCUGUCUCUUCUGUUCUGUUCUGUUCUGUUCUGUGUGCAUGGGUGUCUACAGGCUGUGAGUGCUGCUGCUGGGGUCAGACCCCGGGGCAGUGGGUCCCCAUUUCUGUGGUGCCAGUGCCUAGAGGGAUCGCGGGUGUGUGAGGCAGUGUGAUGGCUGGCGAAGGUCAAACCGGACGAGCCGGUGAGUGUGGUAGGUGGAGGGCCGAGUGGCUCUGGGAGGGCCCUGGGCGUGCAAGUGCACAUGUGUCUCCAGACCACGCUGGGGUCACUGUGUUGGGGAUAAAAGGCUUAAAUUGGUCUGAUGUGAAAUAGCCAUUGUUUUAAGACUAGCAAGGGGAAACUCUGACCUUGCAACGAUACAUAAUGCUUGCUCAGUGAUACGGCACCAGGCUGCAGUCAUCCAGCUUGAGACAAUACUGCCAUCCACACAAUUCCAGUAUUCUGUCACCCUCACAGAAAAGGAAUGCCCCCUCAUGUUCAGCCAGAACAUCUUGUGCUUCAGUGUGUGCCCGUUGCCUCUCAUCAUGUCGCUAGGCACAACUGAAAAGAGACUUGCU